CGAUCAACUUCCAACCAUCCUCCACCUUAACCAAGCGCACUCACACUUCUCAAAACCAAACACACCCUCAUCAUUUAUCAUGGCAACCGGUGGUGGCUCUUACAGCUUCUCGUUAACGACCUUCUCGCCCUCCGGUAAACUGGUCCAAAUCGAACACGCCCUUGCUGCCGUCGGCCAAGGAACUUCCAGUCUUGGAAUCAAAGCGUCGAAUGGAGUGGUGAUUGCGACCGAAAAGAAAACCGCAUCGAUCCUAGUAGAUGACUCAAUCAUCGAGAAAGUGGCUUCGAUUUGUCCGAACAUUGGCAUGGUUUAUUCAGGAAUGGGACCUGAUUAUCGAGUUUUGGUCACCCGAGCGCGAAAGAUCGCGCAGAGCUACUGGAAAAUUUAUGGCGAGUAUCCGCCGACACGGUUGCUCACACAAGAGAUCGCCACAGUCAUGCAGGAAGCCACACAAUCUGGUGGUGUCCGUCCAUUCGGAGUCUCUUUGUUGAUCGCUGGAUGGGAUGAACAUCGAGGAUCGACGCUCUAUCAAGUCGAUCCGAGUGGCAGUUUCUGGCCAUGGAAGGCGAGUGCGAUCGGGAAGAACAUGGUGAAUGCUAAGACGUUCUUAGAAAAGCGAUACAAUGAUGAGUUAUCGCUUGAGGAUGCUAUUCACACUGCGAUCUUGACUUUGAAGGAAGGUUUUGAAGGCCAAAUGACCGAAAAGACGAUCGAGAUCGGCGUCAUGGGGACCGUCGGUGUCGGAGCUGAUACCGUCCAACCCGCCGAUCGGGCUCAGCCCGUCUUUAGGAAACUAACAGAGGCUGAGGUUAAGGAUUUCUUGGCGCUUUGAAUCGCUCUUGUUUCUUGUUCUUUCACAUGUUUAUUUACCUCCCUGUCACCUUUCUUCUUUCUUAAAAAAACAAUAAACCAUUAUUGAUUCAUUUGAAAUCUUUGCUUGUUCUGACUGGUCCAAGCACCCCAAAAAAGAGAAAAC
Messenger RNA from Puccinia graminis f. sp. tritici CRL 75-36-700-3, 976 nucleotides. RefSeq names its product proteasome subunit alpha type-2. The coding region runs from base 80 to 832 and encodes 250 amino acids. Gene Ontology annotation, biological process: ubiquitin-dependent protein catabolic process. The record is from RefSeq and is a predicted model, not a curated record. Gene Ontology annotation, cellular component: proteasome core complex; proteasome core complex, alpha-subunit complex. The transcript is spliced from 6 exons. NCBI's taxonomy places the organism in Eukaryota, Fungi, Basidiomycota, Pucciniomycetes, Pucciniales, Pucciniaceae.